AUGACCGGCCCGAGCAUUGCCCAAAUGGUUGUAGUUGCUACACUCCUCGGCCUUCAAGAACUAGGGAUGUUGCCCCAGCACAAGAGCGGCUUCUUCUGCAACGAUCCAGCACUGUCGUAUCCUUACCUUGGCGACACGAUUUCAAUGGCGUUCAUCAUCUGCUCCAUAAUUGCGUGUCCAUUGCUACUGAUCUUGAUCACAGAACUGGUGUUCACCGAUUCAGAACAAUCAACACGAUCGAAAGUAGUCCAUUCGUCCAAAAAGGCUGUAUGGCUGUACAGAAGCUACGCCUAUGGCUUAAUGUUUAAUAUUUCAAUCAUUGAGGUGAUGAAGGCCGUGUCUGGUAUUCCAAGGCCAACCUUCUUCGAUAUAUGCGAGCCUGAUACGGCUAUGACUUGCAAUGGUUCCGAUUUCGUGAGUACAUUCGAGUGCACGUCGACGCGCUUCUCAACUUGGUAUCAAAUGGACUCGUACCACAGCUUCCCGUCCGGACAUACGUCGCUUUCUGUAUAUUGUGGAUUAUUUAUGGCGUGGUACCUCCAAAGACGCGCAUUCGACUGGAGUCACCGCACGGUAUUCCUCGUCCCAGUUUUGCAACUUAUUUGCAUCACUUACGCCGUCGUCUGUUCACUCACCAGAAUAUCAGACCAUCGCCAUCAUUGGUGGGAUGUUCUCACAGGAUCUGUUGUAGGCAUUAUCUGCUUAGUCUACACGGUAAUCGUCCUCUGCGAUAACUUCUCCUACGCGAAAGAAGAAAACGCAGAAGAUAUGAACAUGACAGCAAGUCAACUAACCACAAGGACUACAAUAUGA
Parnassius apollo (apollo) is the source of this 813-nucleotide messenger RNA. NCBI's taxonomy places the organism in Eukaryota, Metazoa, Arthropoda, Insecta, Lepidoptera, Papilionidae. The record is from the annotation of a GenBank genome assembly.